Eruca vesicaria subsp. sativa (arugula) is the source of this 968-nucleotide messenger RNA. Lineage: Eukaryota; Viridiplantae; Streptophyta; Magnoliopsida; Brassicales; Brassicaceae. The record is from the annotation of a GenBank genome assembly.
GAGAGAUCGAACUUGUCUCUGGGUUUGUCUGCAGAAAGGUUACUUCUUUGUGUUUCAUCGUGUUCAAAGAGCGAAGAAGAAAGAUCCAAAUUUGAUAUUUGGAGUUCCAUCAAAUGGCUUCGUUUCUAGCUCGCAGGUCGCUCAAUGCUCUCCGUGCUCGAAAUCUAGUUUGUUCAGGGCAAGCUUUGCAGGGAUCCAAUCUCUUUGGGCUACAGUCACGUGCUAUAUCAUAUGGCACCAAUAAAGAUGAUGAAGAAGCUGAGCAACUUGCUAAGGAGAUCUCCAAAGACUGGAGCACUGUCUUUGAGCGGAGCAUGAACACCCUAUUUCUCACUGAAAUGGUCCGGGGUUUGUCGCUGACCCUCAAGUACUUCUUUGAUCCUAAAGUUACAAUCAAUUAUCCUUUUGAAAAGGGUCCAUUGAGCCCUCGCUUCCGUGGUGAACACGCUCUUCGAAGGUAUCCAACUGGGGAAGAACGCUGCAUUGCCUGCAAACUCUGUGAAGCUGUAUGUCCAGCUCAAGCAAUCACCAUAGAGGCAGAGGAGAGAGAAGAUGGAAGCCGCAGAACCACUAGGUAUGAUAUAGACAUGACAAAGUGCAUCUACUGUGGUUUCUGCCAAGAAGCUUGCCCUGUUGAUGCAAUCGUCGAAGGACCCAACUUUGAGUUUGCAACCGAGACUCAUGAGGAACUUCUGUAUGACAAAGAGAAACUUCUUGAGAAUGGAGAUCGAUGGGAGACAGAGAUUGCCGAGAAUCUGAAGUCGGAGAGCCUCUACCGUUGAAAAAUUUAAAGGUCUUUUGCCUAAUUUAUUCAGUGAAUGUUUUGGUUUGAAUAAAAGAUGCUUCAGCUUUUACACUGAUGUAUUGCUUCUUGUAAGUCCAAGCUUAUGUGAAAAACUGGGGCUGGUUUUGUGUCCGGUUUAAGUUGGACCAUACAUAUACCAAACACUUUGGAAAUUGAAGUUAUG